Molecule: messenger RNA, 1419 nt
Organism: Fusarium sp. VM40
Lineage: Eukaryota; Fungi; Ascomycota; Sordariomycetes; Hypocreales; Nectriaceae
Source: the annotation of a GenBank genome assembly
AUGGAAUUAAAACCCUUCCAAAUAGACCAGAAUCAACAAGGCCAAGAUCAUGAAGUAAAAGGCUCUCCGAGUGCUGUCGAAGCCUCGCCACAGCCUGAGAACACCGAUGUUGAGGAUUCGCCCAAAGAGCUUGAGCGUUGGAAUAGGACUCGACUUAACUCCUAUCGUUAUUAUGCGACCAAUCUGUCAUUUCUCAUAAUGGGCAUGAAUGAUGCAUCUCUGGGCGCUCUGUUACCAUAUAUAGAAACAUAUUAUGGCAUCAACUACACCACAGCCUCGACUCUAUUCCUUGUACCUGUCGUGGGCUAUAUCGUUGCUGCUCUCACUAACAACUGGAUACACUACACCAUGGGCCAACGAGGUGUAGCAAUCCUUGGACCUAUCUGUCGUCUCGUGGCCUACGUACCCGUGGCAUUACACCCACCGUUCCCAGCAUUGCCCUGUGUGAUGCUGUUCACUGGGUUUGGCAACGGUAUCCAAGACAGUGGCUAUAAUGCUUGGGUCGGAAACAUGCACCACGCCAACGAGCUCCUGGGUUUUCUCCACGGCGCCUAUGGUCUCGGUGGUACGAUUGGCCCGUUGAUUGCCUCUGCCAUGGUAACCGAAGGCGGCCUCAACUGGUACACAUUCUUUUACAUCAUGAUUGGCCUCGUUGUAGUCGAGUUUGUGGUGGGGACUGCUGCAUUCUGGAAUGCAACCGGGGCAGAGUACCGACAAAGAGUUCAAUUCCAACAAGGCAAACAUCGUGCAACGACGCGUAUGGCCAUCAAGAAGUCCAUUACUUGGAUAGUGGCACUAUUUCUCCUGGGGUAUGUGGCUGCUGAGGUGAGCCUAGGAGGCUGGAUUGUUACCUUCAUGCUUCGAGUGCGACACGCCAAACCGUUCCUUGCAGGCUUGACAGUUACACUGUUCUGGCUCGGACUCACAUUGGGCCGAGUUGUGUUGGGAUUCAUCACGGAGAGAAUUGGCGAAAAGACGGCGAUUUGCGUCUAUCUCAUGCUCUCUAUCGCGUUGGAAUUGCUAUACUGGCUUGUCCCCAACUUUAUCGCUUCUGUCAUAUUUGUCAUGCUCCUUGGAUUCUUCCUCGGACCUCUAUUUCCUGCUUCUAUGGUAGCAGCAACUAAACUUCUACCAGUGGAUUAUCAUAUUAGUGCCAUUGGUUUUGCAGCGGUAGUUGGAGGUGGAGGAGCCGCCGUAGGACCGUUCGCAGUUGGAGCCAUUGCGCAACGGACUGGAGUUCAAGUUCUGCAGCCUAUCAUAGUAGGACUUCUCGGAGCCAUCACUAUGAUUUGGCUCUUGUUGCCAGGAGGGUUCAAAAAGGGUGGGCUUGAGAGGGCGAGAGAGCAGAAGCUUCAGCCUGGAGGCGAUGUGAAGGAGGCUUGGUCAUGGGUCAAGACGAAGGUGAGAGGAACACAGUAA